CCAACUGCUUGGUUUUUUUCACAGAGACAAGGAUUUGUUAAAAUCUCAUAUCCUCCAAUUGUCUUCGAAAUACUACUUCAGUCGAAACUUAAGUUUUUGUUCCUCUUUCAGUCUUCUCUCAUUACACUUGAACAUCUAUGCUCCUCUUUGCAUACAUAUUUUCAAUUUAAGAUCAAUCAUUCUUGUCUUCUGCAGUGACGCGUAAAUUAACGGAUGUUAUUCAUUUACGUCUCGGUUCCAUAAAAUAUAAUACCCUUUUGUGGAGGUAUGUUUCAUGUGUUGGAUGAGUGAGUCUCUUUUCAGAGCUCGGUGUUUAAGAGUAGACAUGAAAUGUUGUGCUGGCGUUGGAGAGGAUCGCGGAAAGCAUGGCUGCUUUUGUUAGCCAUCACUCUUUCAGUCAUGUUCAUUGGUUUUUGGAAUCUGGAUGCCGAUAUCCCCACCUCUGCAAAUUAUAGAGAUGAUUGGGUCAAUGUCAGAUUGGGCAAAGACCAACGACAGUAUGUUGAUCGCAAGGGUAUCCACGUGGUCGUUGGGCACUAUCUGGGAGAUGUCGCUGGAGAUGGGCCCUCUCCAAAUCUUACGGAAGAGCUGAUGAACACAAACAUGUUUGAACCAAAACCGAGGGAGGGUUUAAACGGGCAACCAGUAUUCAUUCCUCCACACUUGUCUCAAAAAAUGAAGCAACUGUACCAUAUCAACAGGUUUAACCUGAUGGCCAGUGACCGUAUACCUCUCAAUAGGUCGUUACCAGAUGUUAGGAAGAAGAAGUGCUUAAGUAGAGCGGUGGACGUAUCGAAUCUGCCGAGCAGCUCGGUCAUAAUUGUCCUGCACAAUGAAGCGUGGUCAACGCUCCUGAGGACAGUGCACAGUGUGAUAAAUCGGACGCCGGGACAUCUCCUCAAAGAAAUCAUCCUCGUUGACGAUGCCAGCACUAGAGCUUUUUUAAAGCAGCCUCUAGACGAAUAUGUUGCGAAACUACCUAAGCCUACGCGAGUAUUGCGGUCCAGUGAGAGAAUUGGGCUAGUCAAAGCAAGAAUGUUGGGAGCCAGACAAGCAGUUGGUGAAAUCCUAGUAUUUCUUGAUGCUCAUUGUGAAUGCACCAUAGGGUGGUUAGAAAGUCUUGUAGAAAGAGUGCACGAAGAUAGAACGCGAGUUGUUUGUCCUGUGAUAGAUAUUAUUAGUGAUGAGUCUUUUGCGUACAUACGCAGCUUUGAGCUUCAUUGGGGUGCUUUCAACUGGGAUCUUCAUUUCCGGUGGUACACUCUUGGAGGAUCUGAACUUUCUAAGAGGAGACAAGAUCUCACGACACCCUUCAAGACUCCGGCAAUGGCUGGAGGCUUAUUUGCAAUGGAUAAAAAUUAUUUUUUCGAAAUGGGAGGCUACGACGAAGAGAUGAAAAUUUGGGGUGGUGAAAAUCUAGAGAUGUCUUUUAGAAUAUGGCAGUGUGGAGGGAGUAUUGAAAUAGUUCCUUGCUCACAUGUUGGCCACUUGUUUCGAAAGUCAUCUCCUUAUUCUUUUCCUGGUGGUGUCACGUCCAUUCUUUUUACAAACUUAGCCAGAGUUGCAUUAAUUUGGAUGGAUGAAUGGAAAGAAUUUUAUUUUAAAUUUAAUCCCGAAGCUGCCAGCUUGCGUGACAAACAAGCUAUUAGACAAAGAAUAGUCCUUAGAGAGAAACUGAAAUGUAAAAGUUUCAGUUGGUAUUUGGAUAAUGUUUGGCCCCAGCAUUUUUUCCCCAAAGAUAAUCGGUUCUUUGGACAGAUUCAGCAUAUUGCAUCAAAUAAAUGCUUGAAGAAACCAUCCGGGAAAGGAAGUCUAAACCAGCCAGUAGGUCCAGCCAUUAUUGAGCCUUGCAUUAAAAGUGACACACCCUCUCUGACGCAAAUCUUUGUGAAGGAUCAAGGAGAGUCUUUUAUUGGAACUGAUGAUUCUGUUUGUCUUGACGUGCCACCUCGUGAGAAUGAGCAGACACAAAUUGGGGUACGAUUUGUGGCGUGUUCAUUUUUACCCACUCAGCGUUGGAAAUACAAUGAGAAAACGCAGCAGCUGGAACAUGCUGAUAGUGGAAUGUGCUUAGAUAUUCCUGAAGUUGUAUCUAGUCCUCAAGAUGUAUUUGUCACGGAGUGUCAAACAAUCCACAGUCAACGUUGGGCCUUUUUACCUGUGCCUUGGAAAUAAUUCCUCUCGCCUAGCUGAUUGAUUUUCAAGUCCGUCCAUUUCAUUUGAUUAAUUGCUACAGUUUCUUUAUUGUUAUAAAAAAUAUUUACCCUUGUUGAUACUUUAAAUUAUUGUAGAUUAUUGAAACCGAACAACCUCCAAAAGCUUAUUUUGUAAAGACGUUUGUAAAAUUGUUUAUACACUCCAUUGUUACUUUUAUUUAUCACCCCUCAAAGUAACUAGGACUUUGAGGAGGAUUGCGUAUUCUAUGUCUUUAGUCAUUCACACAAGAAAGAAUGAUUUGAUAGUUCCUUCUUAUGUUAAACAUUGUUUCAGAGUGCACAGGCACCUAAAUACAUUACAUUCAACAAUUACACAAUUAUGUUUAAACUAUCUACCAUCAGUGCGCAGUAGGGUCUCAAAACCCGUCCACAAGAAUGACUGACCUCUGUGAAUUUGUCUUGGUAGGAUUCAUACUUUAUCAAUGAGAUGAAGGAAGGAGCGAUUUUUUCUUCCUUCUUAUUUUUUCCUGUGAUGAGAGUUUCCAUGCCUGAAAUUAAUCCUGGAUGAUGGUUCAUAUUUCAUCUUAUCACUUUUUAAAAUUUGGCCUCUUCUCCUGUUGUAUAUACUUAUUUUUUCAACAUCAAUACUCAUGCAAUUAUUUGCCAUUAUUUUAUCUUAUUUUCUGUGUGAUUUUGUGCAAGAAAUUUUUCUGUUGAUCGCUCCAAACUUUACUUUCUCAGUCAAUAGGACUUUUCAAUUUUCAUGGUGAAAGGAACAUAUCGAAAAGAUUCUCUUGAUUUCAGAAUGCAUGAAAGAAUUUAAAAAUACUUCAACUGAUUAUUUACGUUUGAUCGAGUUUUUAUACAAUGUAAAGCAGACAUAUUGUUGCAAUUAAUGCUAUUUAAUUAGAAAUUUGAUCUGUUUGUUACUAAAAAUAAUGUUCAUUACAAUUCUGUUUGUUUUUAUAAAACAGGAUAUCUCUAGAACAUUUUGAUGUCCAUCCCAGAAGUGUUGAGUGUAUGUCAGGAAUAAAUAAAUACACAUUUUUUGGGAUAAGUAAAUAAUGGGCACACUCAUUCAGUAUUUACAAUCAGGUUUUCCCAGAAAGUUUAUGUUAUUUGACUGUAAAUAAUUAGUUGAUACUAGUUAACAUGGUAAGAUCUGACUUCAAGCAAAA
Molecule: messenger RNA, 3334 nt
Organism: Bemisia tabaci
Lineage: Eukaryota; Metazoa; Arthropoda; Insecta; Hemiptera; Aleyrodidae
Product: polypeptide N-acetylgalactosaminyltransferase 13
Biological process (GO): protein O-linked glycosylation
Cellular component (GO): Golgi apparatus
Molecular function (GO): polypeptide N-acetylgalactosaminyltransferase activity
Source: RefSeq, a predicted model, not a curated record